CUUAGAUGGAGUUCGCACACCUGCGAGCUCGAAGAUCGGUUGUUUUAUGAAUUAAUAAUCCGAGUUAAUACUCGUCUAUGUUUAUGAUCGUUCUGAAAGGAAGUAAUUGCGGUACUGCGUCAAAAUUGUCAACUUCGACACGAGAUAACCUAUUUUGGUCUAUCAACAGUGCUGCCAACUUUUAGGUUAAAGUUGGUGGUCCGUUCUAAUUUGGCGCGAAAAUGGUGCGAUGCGUCUAAUAGCAGACGACAUUUCCGUUCACGGGCACAACGGGACAAAGACGAGCCCACGUGUUGUUGCACCGGCAGAUCAAAUGCAUUUGAUCUGUUCGAUUUGUUGUUUCAUUUAAGUAUACGUGUUUUUGUUUGUUUAUUGUAAAAAAUUUUAUCAAGCAUGGGAAAAAGAAUUCCGAAAAAGAAGCACCGUGGUGUAAGAGAUGUAGAGAAGCAACGUGCGAAACGAUUCGCAGACAUUGCAACAAAGACCAAUGACCCACCGAAAGACGUUGAUGGGCAGGAUAUACCAGAAAGUCUUAAAAGAGUGAUUAAGCUUAAAGAUGACACAAAGGCAGGGAAAAUAAAGAGAGAGAUUAAAAAAAAGAAGAAGAAAGGUGGGAAUAGACUGAUCGCUAUAGACGGAUCGAGUUCACACAAGCCACAUCCAAAAGGCAGGCCUGACAAGGUCGUUCCAAAAUUCAUACAAAAGGUUGGAGAAAGCAAUGAAUCGUUCAUGCAUCGAGUGUCUCGAGAGACUCAUGCGUUCGUUAAUGAAACUGCCUUUGAGAAAAAGUAUAACGUAGAAGUGGAGCGUGACCCAGGGAGUGGCACGGUUGUGGGCGUGAAGAAAUGCCCAAAAGACGAGCUCGAGGAAUUGGCCAAAUUAAAGAUGAAGCAUAAGAAUAUUGGGAAGAAGAAGAAGAAAAAGGGAAACUCAGAAGACUCUGUGAAAUUGACCAAGGCUCAGAAGAAAAAGAAGAAAGAAGAGGAAAAAAAGAUAAAAAAGUUGCAGCAGAAGGAAGAUGACAAGGAAAGAGUAACCGAGAAGGUUAAGUUUGGAGAAGUGGUCCAUGCUCCACCGAAUUUGACGGUACGACCUAAAAAGGCGAAGGACAAGACCACUAACAAGCCAGGCAAAAAGGAUUUGUUAUUAAAUGCUUUAGUCCAAACUAAGGCAGUUUCUCCAAAGCAUCGUCAAGUUGACAAAAAGGGUAAACUUAAGAAUUUGUCAGCCGGUGAAAGACGACAAUUAGAGAAAGAGCGGAGCGAUGCCAUUGCUGCAUAUAAGAGACUGAAGGCGCAAAAAUUAUCUGUUAUUUAAUAUUUUAAGAAAGUACAGCAGAUGCAGAUG
This is a messenger RNA of Orussus abietinus, 1347 nucleotides long. RefSeq names its product coiled-coil domain-containing protein 137. The coding region runs from base 394 to 1317 and encodes 307 amino acids. The transcript has 3 exons. The record is from RefSeq and is a predicted model, not a curated record. NCBI's taxonomy places the organism in Eukaryota, Metazoa, Arthropoda, Insecta, Hymenoptera, Orussidae.